AUGAGAUUCUUCAAGGAGCGUUUAGAAGUAAUUACUUGCUACAUUCCUUCGGGGAAUGAAAUUGUUUCGGAAGAGAAUUUUGAAAAAGUUCCACCAAGUCAAGACAAUAAGGCUCAUUUUCCUCCCAAUACAUGUUUCAAUGUUUUUUGGUUUAAUCAACAACUAAACUGGACAGCACCAAAUUGCAAAUAUCUAAUCGAAUAUUUGGAUGUUUUAAAGUCCCUAGAGAGUGCAAAGGAAGGCUCAAAGGCUGUUGUUAGAUUAUGUUCAGUUGAGAAGCAAACAGGGAGAUUAGUAUAUGCUGCUUCUGGUUUUUAUGUGCUCCCGAAUGUGGUGAUAACUAAUUGUCAUGUGAAUAACAAAUUGCAAAGUGCUACUGGAUCUAACCUUUGUUUUGCCUACAGCAAUGCAUGGAACAUUAGCAAUUAUGAAGACGCCUUGGCUAGAUUGAAAGAUCUUCCAGAGCAGAAACAACUUUUCUUUUCUGGUCAAGUAUAUAAGGAUGCACCCUUUCCAACAAAGUUUAAACAAACAAAAGAAUGGAUUGGUAGAGAUCCAAUUACUGGAAAGAUUGGGGAUUUUUCGUAUUUUGAUUUUGCAGCUAACAAGUACUCUGGCCAACCAAACAAUGUUUUCUUUAUUCCCUCUUCAACCAUUUUGCAACCUGGAGAUGAAAUAAUCACACUUUCGUAUCCUGGAAAUGAAAACUCUGUUUCCCCUUUAAUAGAUUAUCAUAAUUAUGCAGAGUGGGCUCCAACAGAUUCGUUCUUAAAGAACAACAUCUUUAAUGGUAAUGGAAGUUUGUGUGCCAGUGUUGGCAAAAUUCUUCAUCCUUUCCAAGUUUCCAAUAAUGAUAUAUGGGAGAAAAACGAAGAAUUCCAAUACGACCACUCCACUCAAGAGUGUUUAGCCAGUUCUGAAUGUCUUACUUUUGGUAGCUCUGGGGGUGUAAUGAUUUCUAAAUCUUGUAAAGUUCACCAUGUUAACAAUUUUAUUUUGGUUGAAUUUCAUGGAAUUCAUGAGGGUGGAGGGUUUGUAAGAUGCAGUGAUUGUCUAAGAGAGUAUUACCAAUCAAUGAAAGAAGAUGGAUCAGUGGUGGGUAUUUAUUCCUCAGAGAUUGGAAACUUGCGAAUUUGUGAAAAGUGCCUCAAUGAUUCUGAGAAUUUCCAUAAUCCAAUUUCGUAUUCCAAAAGUCUUUCGGUCCAUUCAAAGCCAUUUAUUGAAUUCUUCAACUUUAUUGUUCUACCAGAAACAGAUUAUUCCAAUUUCUGCUAUUCCUUCACUGGUUGA
Molecule: messenger RNA, 1290 nt
Organism: Naegleria gruberi
Lineage: Eukaryota; Heterolobosea; Eutetramitea; Acrasida; Naegleriidae
Exons: 1
Coding region: 1-1290 (429 amino acids)
Source: RefSeq, a predicted model, not a curated record